Messenger RNA from Paramormyrops kingsleyae, 2324 nucleotides. Its product is annotated as SLAIN motif-containing protein 1-like. Gene Ontology annotation, cellular component: microtubule plus-end. Gene Ontology annotation, biological process: positive regulation of microtubule polymerization; microtubule nucleation; cytoplasmic microtubule organization. The record is from RefSeq and is a predicted model, not a curated record. Lineage: Eukaryota; Metazoa; Chordata; Actinopteri; Osteoglossiformes; Mormyridae.
AAAUGGUACCGAGUGUCGCCGUGCAGGGAGGGGGGACAUGGCUCUUAACCCGGGAGCAGCUCAGUGUGUGGAGCUGACGGAGCGACACUCUCUCCGCUAUUUCUGCGCCUGUUUGUCUACGUUAUAAUCGAUGGAAGCGGCAGUGCUGAGACCCCAUAUGACGGCGGACGUCAGCGGUAACAAUAAUGCCCUGAAUGCUGAGCUGGAAGUGAAAAAGCUGCAGGAGCUGGUUAGGAAACUGGAGGUGCAAAACCAGCAGCUGAGGACCCGGACGAGCACACACGGCUGUCUGCCGGGGAAUCCCGCAGAAUCCCCCUCCAGCCCGGUUUUAUCGGGAAUCUAUAGCAUUCCGAGUGUGACACCGAUACUCUCACGCUCGCCAUCCGCCGACGAUCCUCACGCUUAUUUCUGUCUGCGCUGCCCGGCCGGUGCUGAGACCCGGGACGUGUGUAAUGGCCUCUCGGUCCUGGAUGAGGUUCAGCUGUUAGACCUAGACUUCAUACUUCCCUGCGAUGCGGAGUCAGAAGACACCUGGCUAUAUGCAUCGCCAAAGGCCAAGCCCCGGACACAGUGUGCCCUUAGCCCCCUGCAGUGGUGCAGGCAGGUGUUAGACUGUCCCAGGCCCGACGUCCAGGCUGCCCAGCUGUCCUUUUCUCAAGCCCACCCAGGGAGAGACAUUUCCUCCAGGCCUGCCCUCCCCCACGGCCCUGUGACUAUAGAACCGCCCCCUAGGACGUCUGUCCGGCCUUCUGUUAAACCUACACCCAGAGAACGAGCAGCCUCAUUAUGCACAUCCAGUCAACAUUUACCUCCUGUGACUCAGACAUCCAGUGGGAAGGGCUGCCUUGCUCAAGCUGAGAGAUCACCUUCAUUCUUCCCCCACUCCUCUAGUCACAGUGAUGGGUACAGACACCCCACUCUGAGCUCGCAGCCCCCCCUCAGCACUCCCCAGCUGGAAGAUGAUUCUAUUUCCAUGGGCUACAAGCUGCAGGACUUGACAGAUGUGCAGAUCAUGGCACGGAUGCAGGAGGAGAGUCUCCGUCAGGACUACGCCUCGGCUUCGGCCACCAGCCGCAGCUCCAGUUUCAUCCAGUUUGGGCAGCGGGCAGCCCACAGCGAGCUGAAUGGGGAGGAAGAGAAAGAGCACGAUCAACCAGAAACCCAGCAGUGCAGCUUGCCUCCGUCCCACAGUGAAAGGAAAAGCCGUCGUAGCCUGCUGGCUGCGCAGUGCUUUGAAGGCCGCUGCCCACCACAGCACUGCAGUCCUGUCAGGUCCAGUUACCCACCGGAGCACUGCAGUCCUGUCAGGUCCAGUUACCCACCGCAGCACUGCAGUCCUGUCAGGUCCAGCUACACACCACACGCUCAAAGCCAAAGGCCCAACAUCGGUAAGUUACGGAGAAGCAUGCCUAACCUUGUGCGUGCUCCCAGUGCUCCCAGUGUUCCCAGCAUUACAGGCCCUGCCGGCUCAGAGUCCUCCAUUCGCACCAGCCAAAGCUUUGACUACUCCAGGGCUCGAACAAGGCCGCAGUCUUCAAUUCCUUCCCCUGGUCAGCUGCAGCCGCAUGUCCGCAGUGCGCGGACUUUCCCGCCGCCCCCCUGGCACGCCCUCAAAGCCAUGGCGUACGUCAGCCCCACCAUGCAAGCUCCCAGCAUCCCAUGCUCCACCAACAGCACACACCGUGCCCUCAGUAUCGGCAUUCGCCUUCCCAGCAAGUCCAGUGGCCCACCAACAGUGGGUCGAGGCAUCGUACCCAGGCCUGCCUCCGUCAUGGGAAUCGGUGCCGUUCUGCAUAGUAACAUCAGUCAGCCAGUCCGCAGUUUACUCGCUCCAGCAAAGAGCCUUUCUACACUGAGUGCCCCCUGGGAGGGACGUUGGAGAGAUGGAUGUUUCUAACUCGGGGUAAUGAAGCUGGAGAAGUGAAACGCCAAAAGCGUGUUUGGUACCCAGCAGGCCAGGGCAGCUCGGCGUGUUACAAAGUCUUCUUGAAAUGCAGAAGGACUGAUGAUGUAGCAGGGACACGAUUUUGACGUGUAGUUCUUGAGUGGGAGAUUCUGUGGUACUCAGUCAACAGGAAUGUGUAAACAGUAUGCAUUUCCGUGAUACUUCCCUCUCCAUUACAGUUUUCUUGUCAGAUUUGUAAUGCAAAAUAUUUUAUCCAAAAAGUCUACUUGGGGCAUAAUAUUUGAAAUUGUUUAAAAAAACAUUGCUGUAACUAAUGAAAUUAUUUUACUCGUUUUAAAUACGACUAAACCAAGAAUGUUUUGCUGUAAAAAAAAAAGAAACAUUUUAACACUUUAAUAAAGCUGAAAAUCUGAAUUUA